GACGACAUAAGUAAUCGGGAAAUUGAAACGGUUGUGUCGGUACCCUGCGAAAUCACCCAGUUACAUUAUAAAUCUGAAAGAUCCAAACUGAAACAAAAUGACCAAGAACUUCUUUUUCCGCCAGCUGUUCGACAGGGAGAGCUGCACUUACACCUACCUGCUGGCGGAUGUGGCCAGCAAGGAGGCCGUCAUCAUCGACCCCGUAAUCGAGCUCUCCGACCGGGACGCCCAGCUGGUCAGCGACCUCGGCUUCAAACUCGUCUAUGCCAUCAACACGCACAUGCACGCGGACCACAUCACGGGCACGGGCCGGCUGAAGCGGCUGGUGCCGGGAGCCCGGUCGGCCAUCUCGGCGGCGGCCGGCGCCGACGCGGACGUCAAGCUGGAGGAUGGCGGCGCGGUGCGGUUCGGCGGACUGGAGCUGGAGGUGCGCACCACGCCCGGCCACACCGAAGGCUGCGUGACGUACGUGCUGCACUCGCAGCGGAUGUGCUUCACCGGCGACGCCCUGCUGAUCCGGGGCUGCGGGCGGACCGACUUCCAGGGCGGCUCCAGCGACACGCUGUUCGACUCGGUGCACCAGAGGAUCUUCACGCUGCCCGAGGACUACGCCGUGUACCCGGCGCACGACUACAAGGGUCAGACGGCCAGCUCGGUGGGCGAGGAGAAGCGCCUGAACCCGCGACUCACCCGCUCGCGCCAGGAAUUCUGCGCCAUCAUGGCCGGCCUCAACCUGGCCUACCCCAAGAAGAUCGACGUGGCGCUGCCGGCGAACCGGGUGUGCGGCCUGCACAACAUCCCCGACGAGAUCGCCGCGCUGUUCGCUGAGAAGUAGACCGUGCCCGCGGGCAUCCGCCCCCGCUCCU
Molecule: messenger RNA, 866 nt
Organism: Pollicipes pollicipes
Lineage: Eukaryota; Metazoa; Arthropoda; Thecostraca; Pollicipedomorpha; Pollicipedidae
Product: persulfide dioxygenase ETHE1 homolog, mitochondrial
Exons: 8
Coding region: 98-835 (245 amino acids)
Biological process (GO): glutathione metabolic process; hydrogen sulfide metabolic process
Cellular component (GO): mitochondrion
Molecular function (GO): sulfur dioxygenase activity
Source: RefSeq, a predicted model, not a curated record